GGUGGCCACUCGCUGAACGUCGCUGAACUCGUCCUUACGGGAACAUAUAUCAUCAUCAUGUUCACGUGGACUCUGAUCAAUUCGGGUGAUAUAGACGGCACGAAGCUCGACCCCCAGUAUUGGGGUAAUCGCGCUGGAAUCCUCGCGACGCUUCAGACUCCCCUUAUCGUUGCGUUAGCCAUGAAAAAUAAUAUUAUCUCUUUGAUCACAGGCGUUGGCUUCGAUAAGCUCAAUUAUCUUCACCGAAUGACGGCUCGUGUUGUCUGUAUUAUUCUGUUUAUUCAUAUGGGUGGCAGGGUCCAGAUAGGGCUUUCCGGAAAUAACACUAUCACUCUAGAACAUAAAUGGAUGAUUUGUGGGAUCUUCGGCUUGUCCGCGUUUGCGUUGCUCUGCAUUGUCUCUGUCAGACCAGCACGCCAACUGAACUACGAGGUCUUCAUCGUCCUCCAUUUUGUGCUGAUAUUAGUCUUCCUCCUUGGCAGCUACUUUCAUACGGCGGCGAAAGGAUAUGACCAGUUCAUGUGGCCGUCGUUCCUCCUCUGGGGUCUCGACAGACUUAUCCGCGCUAUUCGCGUUGUCGUAUUCAACCAUUCAUACUUCGGCUUCAAGUCCGGCCUCGGUACCUUCAACGCCAAAGCCGAAGUCGCCGCUCCCGGCUUCGUUCGUCUCACCCUCCGGAGGCCGAAUCAUUUCGGCUGGUCCGCAGGCCAGAGCGCCUUCAUCACCAUGCCGGGUGCCUCCCUUCUGCCGUUCGAGUCCCACCCCUUCACCAUUUCUAAUGCCGAUGUCAACUAUGCGAAGUCCACGCCAACGUCGUCUGUCGACGAGAAGGGCGACAUGGUCGAGGCUGCUGAGGGGCAUGGAAAGGAUGUCGUGUUCUUGAUCAAUGCGAGGCAAGGGUUCACGAAGAGGCUUCUGGAUCUGGCGGAAAAGGGCGGCUCACUGAAGGUAUUCUUGGAUGGUCCAUACGGUGUGCCACCGCGCGUCGAUGGACACGAUACCGUUGUUUUCAUUGCUGGUGGCUCUGGAGUGACAUUCACGAACCCUCUCUUCGUCGAUCUUGUCCACCGUGUGCGCAAAAACCCAUCCGCCUGCUCUCGCGUCGUAUUCAUCUGGGCAAUUCGUCACCCAGACCACAUGAAUCUCAUAUACUCCGACCUCCAGCAAGCCCUCCUCGAGAUCCCGACCUCCCUACACGUUGAAGUCCGCGUUUUUGUCACGUCUCCCCAUGUCGAUUCCUCUUCCCUGUCUCGAAACACUCAGCCUCGCGAUAGCGAAACGUCAUCCACUGCCAGUGUCACACACGAAGGUGAUGAAAAGGCGGUGUGGAAACUGCAGCAUAUGCCGCAUACGACCGUCACGAGUGGCAGACCGGAUGUCGAGGCGUUGUUGACGGAGGCAGCGUCGCUGACGAUGGGUGGGAGUAUGUCGGUAAAUGUGUGCGGCCCCUCGGGUCUUACGGACCGCGUACGCCGUCAUCUUCGUUCCUCCGAGGCAGGGCCCAUGGCCGUUCUGCGCGGCGGCCCUAGCAUAAACCUCUUCGUUGAAGCGUUCGGCAUGGCUUAAAAUAACACAAGACACCCCCGCUCUUGAUGCUCGCAACGCCCAGUCAACGACACCGUGACGGGCACGACGCAUGUUCACGCAUACGAUAACGAUAUGCAUGGUUUAUUCUUCUUUUCAACUCCGGCCGUGUUUCUUUUUCUUUCAGCUUAGGACGAACGUCCUCCAUUUCGG
Messenger RNA from Stereum hirsutum FP-91666 SS1, 1737 nucleotides. Its product is annotated as iron reductase. Gene Ontology annotation, biological process: intracellular iron ion homeostasis; copper ion import; iron ion transport. Bases 58 to 1566 code for a protein of 502 amino acids. Gene Ontology annotation, molecular function: ferric-chelate reductase activity. Gene Ontology annotation, cellular component: plasma membrane. The transcript has 13 exons. The record is from RefSeq and is a predicted model, not a curated record. NCBI's taxonomy places the organism in Eukaryota, Fungi, Basidiomycota, Agaricomycetes, Russulales, Stereaceae.